AUGAGUACUGUAGACGAGGGCAUAGUAUUGCCAGCUAAGUUAAUGAGUAAUAGUCGAGUUUUAGAGGAACAGACUAAUAUAUUAAAUAUGCUAAAUGAACAUUUCACCAAUAUAUCAAAUAUUAUUAAGAAAGCAGCUUUUGUAGAAUCAGAUUUCUCAAACCUUAAGGACUUCAUUGAUAGUAAACUUAGUACCCAUACAUAUUUUGUUAUUGAACCUAUAACACCUUUCGAAGUUAAAAAAUAUAUUGAUAAAUUAGAUGUGCAUAAAUCAACAGGACUGGAUAGAAUCGGCCCAAAUAUAUUGCCCUACUGUGGUCCAAAUAUAUUGCCCUACUGUGGUGACCAUAUUACAACGUCGAUUGCUUUUAUAAUAAACACAAGUAUUGUAAAUGGUUUAUUUCCCGAUGCUCUCAAAGAGGCUUACGUUCUCCCAAUAUUGAAAGGCGGUAAUAAAGAAGACUCAAAGAACUACAGGCCCAUAUCUGUUUUGCCUACAUUUCCAAAAUAUUUGAGAGACACAUAG
This is a messenger RNA of Mercenaria mercenaria, 525 nucleotides long. RefSeq lists its product as uncharacterized. The coding region runs from base 1 to 525 and encodes 174 amino acids. Lineage: Eukaryota; Metazoa; Mollusca; Bivalvia; Venerida; Veneridae. The transcript has a single exon. The record is from RefSeq and is a predicted model, not a curated record.